AUGGCAAAAAUUCCUUAUGCAAGUGCACUAGGGAGCUUGAUGUACUUGAUGGCGUGUUCAAGACCAGACUUGGGUUUUGUUGUAAGUCUUGUAAGCAAGUUUAUGAGCAAUCCAGGAAAGUCUCAGUGGAUGGCUCUGAAGUGGAUUAUGAAAUAUUUGAAUGGAACUAGAUCAAUAGGCAUUGUUUUUAAGAAAAAUCAGAGUGAUAAUGAUUAUGUUGAGGGUUUUUCUAAUGCAAACUAUGCAAGUGAUGUGGAUAGGAGGAAGUCAACCUCUGGAUUUGUCUUCACUUUGUGGGGAAAUACUAUUAGUUGGAAAUUCAAGCUGCAACAUAUGGUUACUUUGUCUUCAACAGAGUCAGAGUAUGUAGCAUUAAUAGAGGCAACAAAGGAAGCUACCUGGUUGAAAGGUCUUGUAAAUGAGUUGGGUAUUGAGCAACAAACAGUGAAGAUAAAUAGAAACAGCCAGAGUGCAAUCCAUCUAUGUAAAAACCAAGUGUUCCACAAAAGAACGAAACACAUAGAUGUUCGCCUUCAUUUCAUUAGGGAAAUGAUUGAAAAAGGGGAAAUCGAGAUUGAAAAAGUUGAUGGUUCACACAACCCUGCUGAUAUGUUCACUAAACUAGUCCUAUUUGAAAAACACAGGCUCUGUAUAAGCCUUCUUCAAGUUCAAGAGUGA
This is a messenger RNA of Pistacia vera, 678 nucleotides long. Its product is annotated as secreted RxLR effector protein 161-like. The coding region runs from base 1 to 678 and encodes 225 amino acids. The record is from RefSeq and is a predicted model, not a curated record. The transcript has a single exon. Lineage: Eukaryota; Viridiplantae; Streptophyta; Magnoliopsida; Sapindales; Anacardiaceae.